This is a messenger RNA of Meleagris gallopavo (turkey), 2010 nucleotides long. NCBI's taxonomy places the organism in Eukaryota, Metazoa, Chordata, Aves, Galliformes, Phasianidae. The record is from RefSeq and is a predicted model, not a curated record.
CCCCGCGGCCCGGCAGCGCGCAGCGCGUUCUGCUCCCGCCUCCCUCCUUCCCUCUUCUCGGAGGCUCUGCGCUGUUCCUCCGGCCCUGCCGACACCUGUGGGGGAGGCCCGUGAAGAGUCCGUCCCUCUACCCGCAUCUCCUUCCUUUGGGCAGGGAAUGGGGCGCUGGGAGCACCUGGCGCGGAGGUUUGCUGCCUCUUGAGCCGUCCCGCACCUCGGUGUGCCCGCACAGCUCCGGGGUUUGGCUUUCUGCCGGUGGGGUUUGGCUGUCCAACGCCCGCUGAGCCUGGGAACAGCAGCGGUGACACAUCAUGUGCCAGGCGCAAUCCAGGUGGCUGAAGGAUGCCCCUGGGAGAUCUCAAUAGGCACCGAAGGCCUCAAACUUUUGUAGGCGUGAAAAGCAAAGAAAUUAGAAUUGUUUCUGAAAACUCUUUCAAAGAAACCUGGUUCCAGCUUCCAAACGGCUGAAAAAAGCCCCAACGUCUGCUCUAGUGCUCGGAAGGUGAAGGCUGCAGGGCAGGAGUGCUUCCCCCGCCAUCCUGCUGCGAGCUGGUGCCUGUGCUGUGCUGGGAAUGGAAAGCCACGAACGAGACUUGGCAGUGGUCUGUUUUAUGUGAUGAUCUGAGGUCCCCAGGAUGACCUAGCACUUACCUUCACAAACUGGGCCAAGCGAAAGGCCGAGGUGACUUGAAAGAACCCUAGAGGUGGGACCAGGCCAGGAGCAAAGCGAGUCCCAACCUGAUCAUAUCUGGUCAGAGCUAUAUCUUCUUCUUAAGAGACGCGUUACUGGAGCAGACCUGGAUCUUUUAGCAUCCACUUGAGCUGGAAGCAGCUCAUAGUUUGUUUUGUUUUCUUGUUUUGUUUUUUUUUAAUUAAUGUUUGUACAAUCUUCUGGAUGUUUUUUUUCAAGAAGGAGUAAAAGGGAGUGUUGGAAACAAACAAACAGGAUUAAAACCCUGAGCGCUUAAGGAAGCCAGGUUAAGGAACUUAAUCCAGGAUGGAUAUGCAGGAGCCUCAGCAGCUGGGUAUGUUUGGAGAGAGCGAGCUGAUGUCUGUGGGGAUGGACACUUUUAUCCAUCGCAUCGACUCUACUGAAGUCAUCUACCAGCCACGGCGGAAAAGGGCCAAGCUCAUUGGCAAGUACUUGAUGGGAGACUUGCUUGGAGAAGGAUCUUAUGGCAAAGUCAAGGAGAUGCUGGACUCUGAAACCCUCUGUAGGAGAGCUGUGAAAAUUCUGAAGAAGAAGAAGCUACGCAGAAUUCCCAACGGGGAGGCAAACGUGAAAAAGGAAAUCCAGCUCCUGCGACGACUGCGGCACAAAAAUGUUAUCCAGUUGGUGGAUGUGUUAUACAAUGAAGAGAAGCAGAAAAUGUAUAUGGUGAUGGAGUACUGUGUGUGUGGGAUGCAGGAGAUGCUGGACAGUGUCCCAGAAAAGAGGUUUCCAGUUUUUCAGGCUCAUGGGUACUUUUGUCAGCUUAUAGAUGGCUUAGAAUACUUACACAGCCAAGGGAUUGUCCACAAGGAUAUAAAACCUGGGAACCUCCUGCUGACCACCAAUGGGACGCUGAAAAUAUCUGACUUAGGCGUAGCAGAGGCAUUGCAUCCAUUUGCAGAGGAUGACACGUGCCGAACGAGCCAAGGGUCGCCAGCAUUCCAGCCACCAGAAAUUGCCAAUGGCCUUGAUACCUUUUCAGGCUUUAAAGUAGACAUCUGGUCCGCAGGGGUCACACUAUACAACAUUACAACGGGUCUCUACCCCUUUGAAGGGGAUAAUAUAUAUAAGUUAUUUGAAAACAUCGGGAAAGGUGACUUCACAAUUCCAGAGGAUUGUGGUCCUCCACUCUCAGACUUAUUGAGAGGGAUGCUUGAAUACGACCCAGCCAAGAGAUUUUCAAUACAGCAGAUAAGGCAGCACAACAGACACAUGGAAGUCACUAGAUAACCUUCCUCCAGCUCUGCUGGAGCUCUGGCAACAUCCACUUGGCUUUUUUUUUCCCCUCCUAUUAGAGC